AUGCCGAACUUCUGCGCGGCGCCCAACUGCACCCGCAAGAGCACCCAGUCCGACCUGGCCUUCUUCCGCUUCCCUCGGGAUCCGGCCAGAUGUCAGAGAUGGGUAGAGAACUGUCGAAGGGCAGAUUUAGAAGAUAAAACUCCAGAUCAACUCAACAAGCAUUACCGAUUAUGCGCUAAACAUUUUGAGACUUCUAUGAUAUGCAGAAGUAGCCCAUACAGAACAGUUUUACGGGAUAAUGCUGUACCAACUAUAUUUGAUCUUACAAGUCACCUGAACAAUCCCCACAGCAGACAUAGGAAAAGGAUAAAAGAGCUGAGCGAAGAUGAAAUAAGAACAUUGAAGCAGCAAAAGAUUGAUGAAGCUUUUGAACGGAAACAGGCAACUCAAGAAUUGAAUGAAAACAAUGAACAAAAUACUGUCUCAGAGGAAGGAGGAGAAGAACAGGAGGAAAAAGCUGUCCCCUUAACACUGGAAGAAAGAGAAAACAAAGAUUACCUUAAAUCAUUAUUUGAAAUUUUGAUCUUAAUGGGUAAACAAAAUAUUCCACUGGAUGGCCAUAAUGUUGAUGAACUUCCAGAAGGUAUUUUUGCUUCAGAUAACUUUCAGGCUCUACUGGAAUACCGAAUAAAUGGUGGUGAUGAAGUUCUGAGGAAACGAUUUGAGAUGACUGCAGUCAACCUUGAGUAUUGUUCAAAAACUCAGCAGAAACAAAUGCUUGAGAUCUGUGAAAACUGCAUUAGAGAGGAGACACUGAGGGAAGUAAGAGACUCGCACUUCUUUUCUAUUGUCACUGAUGAAGUAGUAGACAUAGCAGGCGAGGAGCAUUUGCCAGUGUUGGUGAGGUUUGUUGAUGAUUCUCACAAUCUAAGAGAAGAAUUCAUAGGGUUUUUACCAUAUGAGGCUGAUCCUGAAAUUUUAGCUGUUAAGUUCCAUGCAACUAUUACUGAAAAGUGGGGUCUAAACAUGGAGUACUGUCGGGGUCAAGCCUACAUCGUCUCCAGUGGAUUUGCUUCCAAAAUGAAAGUUGUGGCAACAAGACUCUUGGAAAAGUAUCCACAAGCUGUGUAUACAUUGUGUUCCUCGUGUGCCUUAAAUGUUUGGCUGGCAAAAUCUGUUCCUGUUGUUGGUGUUUCCAUUGCAUUAGGAACAAUUGAAGAAGUUUGUUGUCUUUUUAAUCAGUCUCCACAAUUAUUAGUAGAACUGGACAACACAAUUUCUGCUCUUUUUCAGGACAAUGACGAGAAGGGUAACGAGUUGAAGAAGAUCUGCCGUUCUCAGUGGACAGGCAGGCAUGAUACUUUUGAGGUUUUAGUGGACCUCCUGCAAGCACUGGUAAUGUGCUUGGAUGCUGUGAGCAGUGACUUGUCUGUCAGGUGGAACAACUUCAUUGUUGGUCGAGCAUUUGUACUUUCGAGUGCAUUAACAGAUUUUGAUUUCAUUGUCACUAUUGUAAUUAUGAAAAAUGUUCUGUCUUUUACGAGAGCAUUUGGAAAAAAUCUCCAGGGACAAACAUCAGAUGUGUUCUUUGCAGCUGGCAGCUUGACAGCAGUAUUGCACUCUCUGAAUGAAGUGAUGGAGAAUAUUGAAGUUUACCAUGAAUUUUGGUUUGAGGAAGCCACAAAUUUGGCUACAAAACUGGAUGUACAAAUUAAACUCCCAGGAAAAUUUCGGAGGGCACAACAGGGGAACUUUGACCCUGAUAUGACAUCAGAAAAUUACUACAAAGAAAUCCUAAGUGUCCCAACAGUAGAACAUAUUAUUCAAGAAUUGAAAGAUAUUUUCUCAGAACAGCAUUUAAAAGCUCUUAAAUGUUUAUCAUUAGUGCCCUCAGUUAUGGGACAACUCAAAUUCAAUACAUCUGAGGAGCAUCAUGCUGACAUGUUCAAAAAUGACUUGCCCAAUCCAGACACGCUUUCUGCUGAGCUUCACUGUUGGAGAAUCAAGUGGAAGCACAGAGGAAAAGAUAUUGAACUUCCAGCUACUAUUUAUGAAGCACUUCACUUGCCCGACAUAAAGUUUUUCCCUAAUGUUUAUGCAUUGCUUAAAGUCUUGUGCUUGCUUCCAUUGAUGAAGGUGGAGAAUGAAAGAUACGGAAUAGGACGAAAGCGCUUAAAGGCAUACCUGAAAAACACCUUGACAGGGCAAAGGUCAAGCAACCUUGCUUUGCUGAACAUAAACUUUGACAUAAAGCAUGACUUAGAUUUGAUGGUGGAUACUUAUAUUAAACUCUAUCCCGAUAAAGCGGAAUUUCAAGACUGCAUUCCUUCAAACAAUUCUGAAGUAACAGAUGAUGCCUAACUUUUUAAACUCUAACCAAUCUGUUGAAACAGUUUGUUCUUAAUUAAGCUGGGGAGAAAAACAGGUGAAAUAUUAAAAAAUCACUGCAAUUGUGUUUCCAUUUUAGGCCUUGGACUGAACAAGCUGUGGUCGAUGACCUAAAUUAUGUGUUGUUAGUCCAUACUAAAUGUGUUUGGCAAACAAAAUAAAGCCUGACACAAGCCCAUGCUCUUGGCAGAGGUGCUUUCUACAUCUGAUUGGCUUAACUAGGUGCUCGUUUAUUGCAUCGUGGAAAAAGUACAUUAUGAUUGUAGAUCUGAUGGGGCUGUUACAUAUUCACUGAUUAAUUAGGAUAAGAAAGAAGCUCAAAAUAUUAAAAGGCAUAAUCUAUUUCAGUUCUGUUACUUAGGAUUUUUUUUUUUAAAACUUUUUAAGAAAGUCUUUGAUGUAUAUUUAAGUGGAAUUUUGGAGAGUGGAUUCGGCUAUUGCACAAUCCCCGUGCUGUGGACAGGUUUCAGUGUAAAGUGUAAAGUGAAUGUCAGUGAUAUAAGGGUACCUUUAUGGUUUUGUUGGAAGAGUCAACCUUGUUAAUCUCUUGAUGACUGUUUACAUUCCUUUGUGUCAGACACAAAACUUUUUUCUUCAGGCUUUACAGGAGUAGCAGGAGUAUUUAAAUUCCUAAAAGACACUAAAAACUUAAAAUUUAUUCCACAAACGUUUAAAUCUGUCUGGUCUGCCCCGACUCUGACACAAACCCAUGCAUCUUAUAGUAUGUUUAUUUGUAAACUCACUCUGGAAAGAUUAAAAUAAGAGUUUGUUGUUUGUCUAGAAGUAAGAUUGAAAAUAUUGCUGUUAUUUUU
This is a messenger RNA of Cinclus cinclus, 3140 nucleotides long. RefSeq names its product THAP domain containing 12 (gene THAP12). Gene Ontology annotation, molecular function: protein dimerization activity. The coding region runs from base 1 to 2301 and encodes 766 amino acids. The record is from RefSeq and is a predicted model, not a curated record. NCBI's taxonomy places the organism in Eukaryota, Metazoa, Chordata, Aves, Passeriformes, Cinclidae. The transcript is spliced from 5 exons.